AUGGAUUUAGAGUUGAUGCGAAGUCAUAAUGUGUCUAUAUCAGGCAGAGGCGCAGCGUAUGCCUGUUCAGAGGGUGAAGGCAACGCACCCAAGUCAUGUUGUGGCCGGCCGCCUCUACGGCUGUGUGUGCUGUUCCUCGGCGUGGUAGGAGCCUGCUUGGUCGCCGCUGGAGCGGUCCUCGGUGCUCUCAGGCCUCAUCCAAGAGCCCCACUCACUUUACUUCUACUCAUGAUAGGUAUAGGAGUAGUCUUAGUGACGGCGGCUGGACUAGCGUGGAGACUAGGUGCACGAGACGCUCCUUGUGCGUUGCUAGGGCUGCGCCGCGCCUCAUGCCGGCGGCUCGUGCCUCGCCUGCCUCCGAGCUACGCACGACCACAUCACCCUUACGCAGCCAUGCUUUAUCCAGAGUUCCACUACAGGCCGCCACCUCCCACCUAUCAAGCCUCAAUGCAAGAAUACAGACUCAGUAACGAGGCUUGGUGUCCUAGAAGGCCAAAUAGAAGAAACUUUGAGGGCAGUCCUAGCUCCGCUAUAAGACCUGUAAGCUGUCAGGCCUCAAUGCAAGAAUAUAGAUUUAGGUUACUUCUGUUAGACAGAAGUGCGCCCGCCGUGUCGCCUCCACCAACAUACAGAUCAAAUUCAGCCAGUCUAGUCAGCAGAGGAUCAACUGGCGCAGCGUGGUGCGGCUCUGAGUACAGCGGGCCGCCAUCGUACCGCGCCCCCCGCGCAGACCCGCCUGUCACCGUCACCGACAACCUGCCCACCAUCACCCCCAUAGACCUCAAAUACGUUGACAACACCAUCGAAGCAUUACCCAAACCCGAACAAGAGAAAGAUCCCGACGAACAUCUCGUCACUAUAGUACACACAGACUCGCAGCCCGUCAUAGUAACCGUGUCUGGGUCCCCCGCACUCAAUGACACACACACACAACCGCCUUCAGAAAUCGACAUACUAGCACACUUAUAACGCAUCAAGCAUUAGCCAAUACACGAACUUUACGUUCUAGUAGGAAUAAACUAGACAAACCCGAUCUGAGUGCGGCUGCACUGACAUUCCUGAUUGGGAGUUGUGUGCGAGCGACCCGAAGGCUUGUGAUUGUAGCAACGAUUGACGUGAUCGAAACGAUGUACCUACUAGUGGACAGAAAGUAAGCGAAAAGUGAUUUAAUAUAGAAGUGAAACUGUUGAUUAUUAUGAACAAUAAUUAGCAAAUGAACUUAUAUUAUUAGCUAUUAUAUUCGAGGCAAGAUAAUUUUGUUUUGAAUGAAUAUAAAAGAACUUGCAUUUCACAUUACGUUCUCAUCUAGCUGCACUAGAUAAUGAAAAGUAGACGAUUUCAUUUAAAUAAUUUAUUCUCGAGAUAAAUGCUUCAUUAUACCUACUGUAUAAAGAUAAAGUUUUAGUGCUCAUUCAAAACAAAAUUGUGGUUUUUAUGUUUGUGUAUAACUCUUGUUUUAAAAUGUAAUGGUUUGAAGUACCUUAUUUUAUUAUAAUAAGUAUUGUGUAAAUAUUUAAAAGCACUGACGUAUUUUUCGUUUGAAUAGUGUUAUAUUUAACAAAAUAUGUGCCGUGUAUAUACAAUUGAUACAAAUUAUAUUAGGAUUAAAUAUGAAUACAGACGUAGUUGAUGCAACGAUCGAUUUAUUGUUGAAACCAAAUCCUUCACCGAGAUGUACAACUAAGGACAUUGUUAUUCAUGUAGUGCCAAUGGUUGUUUAUUAGUUUUUGUUGUAAAUAGAUAUACAUAACUGUAAUAUUAUUCUGUUCUAUAAAUGUUUGCUUGACAACUAACAUAUUUAAACACGAAGCAGAUAUUAACUUUCUAGCUGCCGUCUAAAAUCUAGGUUCAUUAUCAUGUGACGUCAUUAAAACCUACUUUGACGUGUCCUGUAUAGCUUUCUAUGCACAAUAACUGUUCAGAACAAUACGCCAGUUCUAUUGUUAUAGCUCUGCAUGAAACCUACCCAUACAAUUAUGUAGGUGUCCUAUAAACUCAUUUCAGCUGCAAUUACCCUACAAUUUUAUAACUUCCUUAGUUU
Spodoptera littoralis (African cotton leafworm) is the source of this 2041-nucleotide messenger RNA. NCBI's taxonomy places the organism in Eukaryota, Metazoa, Arthropoda, Insecta, Lepidoptera, Noctuidae. The record is from the annotation of a GenBank genome assembly.